Molecule: messenger RNA, 1908 nt
Organism: Mytilus californianus (California mussel)
Lineage: Eukaryota; Metazoa; Mollusca; Bivalvia; Mytilida; Mytilidae
Exons: 2
Coding region: 135-1853 (572 amino acids)
Biological process (GO): positive regulation of DNA-templated transcription
Cellular component (GO): nucleoplasm; chromatin
Molecular function (GO): zinc ion binding; ubiquitin-protein transferase activity
Source: RefSeq, a predicted model, not a curated record
AUGAUAUCAUGCGCAUGUGUCGCUAACCUUGAAGGUUUGCCAUUUUACUAAUUACAGCAAUCAAGUAGUAACUAUGGAGAAUUAAGUAUCCAUAUUGACUGAACACAUAGGCUAUCACUAAGGACCCAUUCCGUAUGGCUUCUAGUACAGGCACAUUUUGUGACAUUUGUCAAAGUAGACAUAUAUCUAAGGCGGCGGAAGGAUACUGUCCUCUGUGUGAAGAAGCCUUAUGUUCCGAUUGUAAAGAUCAUCACAAACUGUCUAAGGCAACAAAAAAGCACCAAGCUAUUUCAAUUGACGAGUAUAAUAAGUUACCACUCUUUAUUCGAGAGAUCAAACAAUAUUGUGAUGAACAUGGGGAUAGGUUUGAAUUUUUCUGUCCAACGCAUAACGAGUUGUGCUGCAAACGAUGCAUUACUACAACUCAUAGCGAAUGUAAGGAAUCCAAAGUUAUAGAAGAUUUUGUUGAAUUUUCGAAAUCUUCCGCGGCCAUUAAUAAAUACGAACAAACUUUGAAAGAUGUUGACGGAAAUAUUCAAACUGCGAUCGAUGAUCGAAAAUAUAACCUUGAGCAAUUCGAAAAACAGAAACAGGCUAUCAUAAAACAAGUUAAGGAUAAAAGGAUUGAAAUCAACAAGCAUUUCGACAACCUUGAAGCGACAUUAAUGAAUGAACUUUCAGCUAUUGAAAGUGAAAAGAAACAAAACGUUCAUUCAGUUAUUGAAAAAUUAGAAGAAAGCCAGAAAAAAAAUUUACAACUCAGAAACGAUAUAGACGCAAUGAAAGAGUACGGAUCAAAUAUACAAGUGUUCAUGGGAACAACAAAACUUCUACAACCCGUAUCAAGUCAAGAGAUAUUCGUUCGAUCAUUGCAAGACGACGGGAGUUUACGUUUCAUCAACCUUGGAUGCUCCAUUAGUGAAGAGUUGAAUGGCAUCUUGACAGGAAUUCGUUCAUUCGGUGAGGUUACGCCAAUAACUUCUGAAUCACGUGUCCUAUUCAGAUGGGAAAGUGAAAAAUCAGCUCAGAUAUUAACUUCACCGACACAUAUGCAUAGUAUUGACAAUAUUAACACUAAACUGAUAUGUAAGAUAGAUGUCAGUUCCCCUGCAACGAUAACAUCGUGCCUUGUUGGCAAAUAUGUUAUGUUCUCAAGUGUAAAAUCCAGGUUGUCCUCAGGAUGUUUAUUGCAAUAUGAUAGUAAAGGGAAAUAUUUGAAAGAAACAGAGUUGAAAAAUUCACAUGCCUUCAAUAUCAUAUUCAUUGAUUCAGAAACCAUUGCUGCUACUAGUGGUGGUUAUGAUUUUAAAGUUCACAUAGUUGAUGCAGCUACAUUGCAUGUGAGAAGAGUAAUUGAUCUAGGAAAAAACACCUGGUUGUAUGGAGCAAUCUAUGAAAAUGAAUGCAUUAUCGGUUGCAUGCAUGACAACUCAAUAAAAAGUUACAACGUUGCUAAGAACAAAGUCUUAACAGCAGAAACUCUUCCAUUCAAAACUAAAAAUACGCAUAGCACUUAUCUUGCAUCCGAUAACAAUUAUUUUUAUCAUUCUGAUUACGAAAACGAUUCUGUUACGUCUUAUGAGCUCAAAGGAAGAAAAAUAUGGUCAUUCAAAGAUGACAUCCUACGGCAACCCCGUAGUAAUUAUCUAGAUUCAAAUACAAACGUGUAUGUAGCAGGAAGUGGUUCAAACAAUGUGGUAGUCAUUUCAUCAGACGGAUUGCAUUCAAAACAACUACUUGGACCAGACGAUGGAAUUCAAAGUCCGCAUGCCAUUCAUUACGAUAAAUCUAGUAAUAGAUUGUUGGUUGUAAAUAUAAACGGGCCAGCAUUUUUAUACCAAGUGUCCAAAUAAAACAGAACUACAAGAUAUUUUCAAAAUAAAUAAAGUGCAUUAAAUAAAGAUAAAA